AUGUCGAACCGCAAACACCGGGACAACCAAGAGAUCUGCUCCCGUAAGGUCCGUGAGCUGGCCCAGUCCGGAGUAAACAAACACUGCUUCGAGUGCAGCCAGCCCGGGGUCACAUACACGGACGUCACGGUGGGCAGCUUCAUUUGCACGUCGUGCUCUGGAAUGCUGAGAGGCCUCAAUCCUCCUCACAGAGUCAAGUCUAUCUCCAUGACAACCUUUUCGCAACAGGAAGUGGAAUUCCUGCAAAACCAUGGCAAUGAGGUUGGGAGGAGGACGUGGCUGUGUAUAUUUGACCCAAAGACGGACAGCUGCUCCGACAUGAAGGACUCGCAAAAGUUUAAGGAAUUUCUUCAAGACAAAUAUGAGAAGAAAAAAUGGCACUUUUCAAAAUGUAAAAACCGCAGGGACGUUGAGGGUCCUUGGAGUCCAGUUCCAUCCAUGCCUCCGUCUCUUGGUCCUUUGACUGGGCAAGGUCCCACCCACAAUGUCAGAGCUCCAAGACCACUGUCCCAGGCCCAGCUACCCCCCUGGGACCGGGGCCCUGCCAUCUCGCCGGCCGACAUGCGGACAGACGCCUUCACCGCACGGCCGCUGCGAUCACAGAGCUUCAAAGACCCUCCCCUCAAAGAUGCUCCUCUGUGCGGCAUCGAGAGACAGCGGCCCGGCUCUUUGUCGUCAGGUCUGGGAAGUCACGCCCCGUCUUUCCCCGCCCUCCCUCGGCCUUCAGCCAGUAGCUCCUUCAAAAACCACUUCACUUUAGGUCGCACUGUGUCGGUGUCUGGGAGCACUGGGCCCUUCAGAGCCUUUCCCAAGUCUCUGAGUUUGGACUUUGGAGGUCUGAGCCACACACAGACACCAGCCCUGCCCCACUCCCUGUCCCAGCCUCAGCAGCAGCAGCCACAGCAGCAGCAGCAGCAGCAGCAGCAGCAGCAGCAGCAGCAGCAGCAGCAGCAGCAGCAGCAGCAGCAGUCGGGCUCCCUGGGGCAGAACACACCCCCCCUCAGCAUCGUCAGAAAUCAGGACAAGUACGCCGCCCUCUCCCAACUGGACAUCGUCUUCUCUGACUUACCUGCACCCACGCAACCAGCGCUCCCUACUGGUGGACCUCCGCAGUACAGCAGCCUCUUUGGGAACAGGCUUUCCUCCAGCUCCACUCCUGCCAGCUCCCCCGGCAUCGAGACGGUCUCCGGCUCACAAAGCUUCACAAAUUUCCCGAAUCCAUUCAGCUCCGGUUCGUCCUCCCAGCAGCAGCCUGCCGCCCUCUCCCCCAGUAACCCCUUCAGCAGCGCCUCCGGAGGAGACUCCUUCGUCAGCUCUCCCACAUCAGUGUUCCCUCCGCCUGUGCCCUUCCCAGCUCCCACCUCCAACAACGUGUUUCACGAGACAGAAGACAAACAGGAAACCAACGGUUUUGUCUCAUUUUCCGUCACCGACUCUGAGCCCAAAGUUCCACGGUCCAUGUCGGUCAAUCCUUUUACAGGGAACAUUUACCCCAGUCGAGGAACGUCAAAAAACCCUUUCAUCUGA
Molecule: messenger RNA, 1527 nt
Organism: Knipowitschia caucasica
Lineage: Eukaryota; Metazoa; Chordata; Actinopteri; Gobiiformes; Gobiidae
Source: the annotation of a GenBank genome assembly